This is a messenger RNA of Penicillium cataractarum, 312 nucleotides long. RefSeq lists its product as uncharacterized. Lineage: Eukaryota; Fungi; Ascomycota; Eurotiomycetes; Eurotiales; Aspergillaceae. The transcript has 2 exons. The annotation marks the transcript as partial. The record is from RefSeq and is a predicted model, not a curated record.
GUGGGGCUUUCCUAUUUUAGCUGCCGCCGCUUUUAUGAGGGCGCUCACUUCAUCCUUAGCCGCAAGCCCACCAUCCGACUUACCUUAGUCGCACGCUCAAACUACCAUUCCGUAAAGACCAACGGCCUAAUCUCGACUCCCAAAAGAUGGCAAACAUACAAUCCAUCUAGCGAGCGUAAUCAAAACGCCCGCCGAGGCAGACUAAAAAUUCGACUAUAUCGUCUGGCUGUUGACCAGAAUGCCGCUAUGGCCCAAGGCGACUAUUAUUACCUGCGUUGUAAGCGUCCCGUUCUGCGAGAUGUAUAUGUAUAG